UUCAUGAUGAGUAGCUGACUGCUUCUGUCAGAACAGUUCUUAUUUAUCUCUUUUAUCAUCCUUUAAAGUCAUUGUUGACAAAGACAACGGCUCGAUCAUGUCAAACCCGUCUCUGCUGGUCCUGUACGGCAGCCAGACGGGGACGGCUCAGGACACGGCUCAGAGGAUCGCCCGGCAGGCUCAGAGAAGACGGCUGCAGGUUCAAUUGUUGCCUCUGGAUCACUACAAUGUGGCCAACUUGAUCUCAGAGUCUCUGGUUGUUUUUGUGUGCGCCACCACUGGUCAAGGAGAACCUCCUGAUAAUAUGAAGAACUUCUGGAGGUUUAUCUUCAGGAAGUCUUUACCUGUGGGAUCUCUGUGUCGGCUGGACUGUGCCAUACUGGGUCUGGGGGAUUCCUCCUAUCCAAAGUUUAAUUUCAUGGCUAAGAAGCUUCAUAAGCGUGUCAUGCAGCUGGGCGCCACGGUGCUACUUCCUGUCGGGCUGGCAGACGACCAGCACGACCUCGGGGCAGACGCUGUGAUCGACCCGUGGCUCAAAUCAUUCUGGGACAAAGUGUUUGCUAUGCACCCGUCUCUGUCAGAGGUGACCCCACUGAAGGAGGAUGAGCCGCUCCCUCCAAAGUUCACCUUUCACUUUCUGGAGGAUGUGAAGGAGCAGACGGAGGACAGGUUAAAGAUUCCCUCAGAGCAAACCAUCCCCUCUCAGUCCCACCCCUUCCCUGCUAGACUGCUGUCCAAUAAGAGAGUGACAGACCAGUCUCACUUUCAGGAUGUGAGGCACAUCGACUUUGACAUCAGUGGAUCCAACAUCCAGUUUGCAGCAGGUGACGUGGUGAUGAUGUAUCCUCGUAACGCAGCAGAAGACGUGCAGCAGUUCUGUCAGAUGCUCGGAUUAGAUCCAGAGGCCACAUUCACUAUCAGGCCCACAGACAACACAGCAGUCCCAGCCAGGCUUCCUCAGCCCUGCAAUGUGCGCCACCUGGUGGAGAGCUACCUGGACAUCGCCGCCGUGCCUCGCCGUUCCUUCUUCGAGCUGCUGUCUACAUUCUCCACCAACGAGCUGGAGCAGGAGAAGCUGGUGGAGUUCAGCUCAGCUGCCGGCCAGGACGAACUGCACGGCUACUGCAACCGACCUCGACGCACCGCACUGGAGGUGUUGGCAGAUUUCCCUCAUACCACAGCAGAACUCAAAGUGGACUACCUCCUGGAUCUUUUCCCUGAGAUCCAGCCUCGCUCUUUCUCCAUCGCCUCUUCUCUCCUGGCUCACCCACACAGGCUUCAGAUCCUGAUCGCCGUGGUCCGUUACAAAACCAAGAUGUUUAAACCACGAAGAGGACUCUGCUCCAGCUGGUUAGCCUCCCUGGACCCUACACAAGGGGAGGUGUACGUGCCUCUGUGGGUGAAGAAGGGAAGUCUGAAGUUCCCUACACAGAAGGACACCCCUGUGAUAAUGGUGGGACCUGGAACAGGAGUGGCGCCCUUCAGGUCUGCUUUACAAGAGAGGACUGCAGAGGGAAAAACCGCCAACGUCUUGUUCUUCGGCUGUCGAUCCGAGACCAAAGACUUCUACUUCAGUUCAGAGUGGGAGGACAUGAUGAAGGCGGGACAGCUGAAACUCUUCACCGCCUUCUCACGAGACCAGGAGGAAAAAGUGUACGUGCAGCAGCGUGUGAGGGAGAACUCUGAGCUCCUGUGGGACCUGAUUACAAAUAAAGGAGGCUGCUUCUACAUCGCUGGCAAUGCUAAACAGAUGCCCGCCAGCGUACGUGAUGCACUGAAAGAAGGGUUCCAGCAGGAGGGAGGAACGUCCGCCGAGGAAGCCGAGCAGAUGCUGGAAGCCAUGGAGAGGACGGGCCGUCUCCAGAGCGAGACCUGGUCCUGAUCACGUGACCCUCAACUCUUCACCUUCAGCUGCUGCCGCCACGUUGAAUAUAAUACAAUCACCGCUGUCAUCAAAGUGUAUUCAGACAUAUGAACAGCAGCAUAUUUUGAGUGUGGAAGUUCAUUUCAGUUUUGGGGAAGCAUGUGUCUGUUACUGACUUCUCAGCUCAGCUUUAAGUUGGGUAAAAGAUAGUCAGACACACUGCAUGAAUAAAAGAAGUGCCAAAUCAGAGCCAAAUCUACUCAUAUUAGUGUUAGAUGUAUGUAUAUGGACUGCAUGCAGAGACAUGUUACAGUUUUCAGCAUAUAAACCAAUGAGCAGGAACAUUACAGAUGUCAGGAUCAUGCAUUUCCUGUAUUCCACUGUGUGUGAGACAAGUGUUCAAUGACUGAUCAAGAAAAUAACAAUCAAUACAUUUGCCUCCCACUGUUCUAUACGGUGCUCGGCGCUAAACGGUGCCAUCACAGCAGGACCUCAGUGUGCUGAAGAGAUUAUUAACUGAUGGUCACACACAGUAACCUUUGAGCUCCAGUGCACUUUUAGUCUCAGUCACAUAAGUGCACAACUUUAAAUGUUGCCUUAGCCAACAGAUAACCGAUCAUUUAUGAAUAAAGUAUCAGUUUAUUGUCUCUCCCACUCUGUCAUAUUUCACUGCUUAUAAUCACUUAUGACAUAAAUGUUACAGUUACACAAUCUGUAAACUGGCUUACAUACAGUAUAGGGGACCAAUGGCGCAGCAGCACCCAGUAUGUGACAUAAUAAAGUAUAAUCUGAAAAUUACACUUGUUUGGCUUUUGUUUCAGUUCUACAGUCAUUUAUUGAAAAUGGAAAGUAAUCAGAUUAAGAUCAAUUUAGUUAUUUUUAAAAAUUUAAAUUUUUUGAGGAGUCGUUCAGAUUCUGUUAGAAGAUGAGAUGUCUCAG
This is a messenger RNA of Scomber scombrus (Atlantic mackerel), 2803 nucleotides long. RefSeq names its product NADPH dependent diflavin oxidoreductase 1 (gene ndor1). The transcript is spliced from 15 exons. NCBI's taxonomy places the organism in Eukaryota, Metazoa, Chordata, Actinopteri, Scombriformes, Scombridae. Gene Ontology annotation, molecular function: FMN binding; NADPH-hemoprotein reductase activity; flavin adenine dinucleotide binding. Gene Ontology annotation, cellular component: cytosol. The record is from RefSeq and is a predicted model, not a curated record. The coding region runs from base 98 to 1882 and encodes 594 amino acids.